AUGUUUUCUCUGCGUGCGCUGCAUCGCGCAGCCCCUUUGUCUCUGCGCCCAUGUAGCAAUUGUCUGCGCCAGUAUUCCAUCCCAUCACCCUCGAGCCAGCAAAAGACGGAGAAGAAAGUCAUUUUUUCCGGCAUCCAACCCACAGGCAUCCCACAUCUUGGAAAUUAUCUGGGCGCAUUACGACAAUGGGUUCGACUGCAAGACGAAGCGUCACCAGACACGACGCUCCUCUUCUCAAUUGUCGACUUGCACGCUAUUACCAUUAAGCAAGAUGCACGUCAAUUGGCGACCUGGCGCAAAGAGAUGCUAGCCAGUCUCCUAGCAGUAGGACUCGACCCAAAGCGAUGCAUAAUUUUCACACAGAGCAGCGUAAAGCAGCAUGCAGAGCUCAUGUGGAUUCUUAGUUGCGGUGCCAGCAUGGGUUAUUUGGGUCGCAUGACACAGUGGAAGGCCAAACUCUCCCUCCCAGCAAACUCCUCCCCCCUCGACCCCUCCAACAACAAAGACGCCCUAAAACUCGGCCUCUUCUCCUACCCCGUCCUCCAAGCCGCAGACAUCCUCCUCUACAAUACCACGCACGUCCCCGUCGGCGAAGAUCAAGUGCAGCACCUCGAACUCACGCGUGAGUUGGCCAUUGGCUUUAACCAUGUCUACUCCUCCCCGCCACCUUCAUCAGUGUUAGGGGGGGAAGAAGAAGAAGGAGCAGCCCCCCUGCUAACCAUCCCCCAAACCCUCCUCAGCCCCGCCAAACGCAUAAUGAGCCUCACGGACCCCACCAAGAAGAUGAGCAAAAGCGACGCUCGUCCGAAAUCCCGCAUCCUGCUUUCCGACUCGAGAGAAGAUAUCCUUGCAAAAGUGAAAUCCGCGCUGACGGAUUCCAUCGAGGGCGUCAGUUAUGACCGCGAGAUGCGGCCUGGAGUCUCAAAUUUGGUGGAUCUGAUGUGGCAUUUUGAGAAUGAUGGUAAGACGGAGUCCCCAGAGGAAUUAGCAGAGGACUUGAAGGAUUUGAGUAUGAGGGCGCUCAAGGAAAAGGUGGCAGAGACGGUGGAUGCAGGGAUUAGUGGGGUAAGGGAGAGGUAUUUGGAGUUGAUGAAGGGGGAUCAGAAGGAAUUGGUGAGGUAUGCGGAGGAGGGUGCGCGUAGAGCGGAGGAGAUUGCUGAGGGAACGAUGGUGAGGGUGAGGAGUGCGUUGGGGAUUGGGUGGUAA
Molecule: messenger RNA, 1206 nt
Organism: Bipolaris oryzae ATCC 44560
Lineage: Eukaryota; Fungi; Ascomycota; Dothideomycetes; Pleosporales; Pleosporaceae
Exons: 3
Coding region: 1-1206 (401 amino acids)
Biological process (GO): mitochondrial tryptophanyl-tRNA aminoacylation
Cellular component (GO): mitochondrial matrix; mitochondrion
Molecular function (GO): ATP binding; tryptophan-tRNA ligase activity
Source: RefSeq, a predicted model, not a curated record